Molecule: messenger RNA, 900 nt
Organism: Drosophila miranda
Lineage: Eukaryota; Metazoa; Arthropoda; Insecta; Diptera; Drosophilidae
Product: death-associated protein kinase related
Exons: 1
Coding region: 25-885 (286 amino acids)
Biological process (GO): protein phosphorylation; intracellular signal transduction; positive regulation of apoptotic process
Cellular component (GO): nucleus
Molecular function (GO): ATP binding; protein serine/threonine kinase activity
Source: RefSeq, a predicted model, not a curated record
CGACACGGCACAGAUCGAUAGAUCAUGUUUACCGAAAAGGGAAUCUUUCCCAUAGGCGAUGGCCUUUUGGAUGUAGAUGCCGAACGCUUUAACGGAUUGCUCGUGUCGCAUGACAUCAACGAGAUCUACGAGGUGGAACAGACGCCGUUUGCCAGGGGCAAAUUCGCCGCCGUUCGCCGUGCCAUUCACAAGAACACGGGCUCCCAUUUCGCGGCAAAGUUCUUGAAGCGACGCCGACGCGCACAGAGCAGCGACAAGGAGAUCAAACACGAGAUCGCCGUCCUAAUACUCUGCGAGGGCGAGGAGAACAUUGUCAAUCUGAAUGCGGUGCACGAGACCCGUUCGGACACAGCCCUGCUGCUGGAACUGGCCACUGGUGGCGAGCUGCAGACCAUACUGGACAACGAGGAGUGCCUGACAGAGGCCCAGGCCCGCCACUGCAUGCGAGAGGUGCUGAAGGCUCUCAAGUUUCUCCACGACCGAUCCAUUGCCCACCUGGACCUCAAGCCACAGAACAUUUUGCUCGCCGGCGAGCGUAUAGAAGAUGGCCUCAAGCUCUGUGACUUUGGGAUCUCGCGCGUUGUGUGCGAGGGCAUCAAUGUCCGCGAGAUGGCCGGCACACCCGACUACGUGGCCCCCGAGGUGCUCCAGUACGAGCCACUCUCCCUGCUGACGGACAUCUGGUCCGUGGGCGUUCUCACCUAUGUCUUGCUCUCCGGCUUCUCGCCCUUUGGCGGGAACACCAAGCAGGAGACCUUCCUCAAUAUCUCGCAGUGUGCGCUCACCUUUCCGGACAACCUAUUCGGUGGCGUCUCGCCAGUGGCCAUCGAUUUCAUACGCCGCGCAUUGCGAAUUAAGCCAAACGAUCGCAUGAGUGCCGUGUAACGUGUAACGAGUAAC